This is a messenger RNA of Drosophila nasuta, 3736 nucleotides long. It is a transcript of the gene Pp2C1, whose product is annotated as protein phosphatase 2C. Lineage: Eukaryota; Metazoa; Arthropoda; Insecta; Diptera; Drosophilidae. The record is from RefSeq and is a predicted model, not a curated record. Gene Ontology annotation, biological process: protein dephosphorylation. The transcript has 3 exons. Gene Ontology annotation, molecular function: cation binding; protein serine/threonine phosphatase activity. The coding region runs from base 139 to 3510 and encodes 1123 amino acids.
GCAAGGAGACAGCUGCUGCAGUGCCAACGACUCCCACAUUGGGAGUCAAUAUGCGAGUAACGGGACAAUGUAGUCAGGGUGGUCGCAAAUAUAUGGAGGAUCAAUUUUCGGUGGCGUAUCAAGAGUCGCCGCUAACCCAUGAAUUGGAAUACGCAUUUUUUUGGCAUCUAUGACGGACAUGGCGGCACCGAGGCGGCACUUUUUGCCAAGGAGCAUCUCAUGUUGGAGAUUGUGAAACAAAAACAAUUCUGGUCCGAUAACGAUGAGGAUGUGUUGCGCGCCAUACGCGAAGGCUACAUUGGCACUCAUUUUGCCAUGUGGCGGGAGCAAGAAAAAUGGCCGCGCACUGCAAACGGACAUUUAAGCACCGCUGGGACCACAGCAACGGUUGCGUUUAUGAGACGCGAAAAGAUUUACAUUGGUCAUGUGGGCGAUUCAGGCAUUGUGCUCGGCUAUCAGAAUCCCAACGAGCGUCGCUGGCGCGCAAAGCAACUGACGACAGAUCACAAGCCCGAAUCGAUGGCGGAAAAGUCACGAAUCCAACGUUCCGGCGGUCAGGUGGCCAUCAAAUCGGGUGUGCCACGCGUCGUGUGGAAUCGUCCCCGCGAUCCAAUGCAUCGUGGUCCCAUUCGCCAGCGAACUGUCGUCGAUGAUAUUCCCUUUUUGGCUGUUGCCCGUUCACUGGGGGAUCUCUGGAGUUAUAAUUCUCGGUGCAACGAGUUUGUCGUUAGUCCUGAUCCCGAUGUUAAGGUGGUCAAAAUUAAUCCCAAUACAUUCAGAUGCCUCAUAUUCGGCACAGAUGGACUAUGGAAUGUGAUAACAGCUCAGGAGGCGGUGGAUUCGGUGCGCGAGAAGCACAUUAUCGGUGAGAGCAUGCAGGAACAGGACGUGAUGAAUCCCAGCAAGGCCCUUGUGGACAAAGCCCUCAAAACGUGGGCAAGCAAAAAGAUGCGUGCCGACAACACGUCCGUGGUAACUGUGAUACUAACACCAGCAGCCGAGUCCACGGCAACGACGCCAACAACAGAGGAAGAGGAAGACGGAGAAGAGGCUGACGUAGAUGUGUUGGGUAUAGAGCCAAUGGAUACGGAGAACAAGUAUCCGAGCAGUGCUGCUGAAUUGGAGCACGAGUUGGAUUUGUGCGCCAACAUUGAGGAGAAGGAAUAUCUGCACGAGACGCCGUACAGUGCCUUGGCCAAGCGACAUUUGCCGCCGGAGCCGUAUCGCAACUUUGACUAUUACAUCGAGGACGAGUACGAGACCGAACAGGAGCAGGAACAGGAACAAGAACACGAGCAGGAUGUGGACGAUGAGAUGGAACACGUGAUGGAGCACAGUAAAUUCUGGCGCAAAUCGAUGACAACCUGGCAGCAGCAAGCAACAACAUCAACGCCAAUGCCAAUGCCAAUGCCAGCGACAUUGCGUCAUCGUCAGCAGAUGAUGGAAACGGAGCACGAAGUGACCGAGUCAUCGAUGUAUGCCAACGAAUUGGAGCACAGCUAUGAGAGUUAUGUGAGCAGUGCUGGAGUUGUGGCCACAACGGAAUAUAGCUUUGCCGAAUCGUACAAUUCGCUGCUCAAUGAACAGCAGGCGGCGCGUUCACAUCAGCAGCAACAGCAGCAGCAAUCGCAACAGCUGCAGCAACAGCAGCAGCAUCAGACAGACCAGCAGCAGCAACCAUCGCAGCAGCAGCAACAGCAGCUGCACAACAGCAGCAGCAGCAUGCAGGAAAUACUGCAGGAGCAGCAACGCUAUCAGCAACAAGAAGGCUACUCGCUCACACAGCUCGAGACGCGACACGAACAACAGCAACAACAGCAACAACAACAGCAGCAGCAGCAACAGGUUGCCAAUAGCAGCAGCAGCAGCAGAUGGCAGCAGCAGACAACAACGUAUGUGGAGCAACCGGCCGAGUUGUUGGCGUUGAAUGCCUUGUUGCAGCAGGAGCGCGAUGAGGAGCAACAGUUGGCGUUGGAGCGCGAACAACAACAGCAACGCGAGCAGCAACUGUUGCUGGUUGAAGCCAGCUCGAGUUCGAGCUCAUCGCAGCCAGAGUUUGUGUAUGCGCCACCUUGGAGCGACAAUGUGGCAACGUUGCAGGAUAACGAAGUGAGCUCUACACUGCCUGCCACGCCCACGCCAACGCCCCUGGCGAGCAGCAGCAACGAAAUGGAGCAAGAGCCGGAGUCGGAUGAAAACAAAACGCAGCCAUGCAACGCUGUGGAGCAGCAGCAACCACAGCAGCAACUGUUGCAAGCGCCACAGCAGCAGCAGCAGUUGCCGUUGCAACAGCAGCAGCAACAACAGUUGCACAGCGAACCAAAGCUGAGGCGGCAAAUGCGUCGCUAUCGCAAUGUGCCCAAUGAGAAUCAUCAGCACAUGCAAACGCGACGUCGGCAAUUGUUUAAGCACAGCAGCAGCAAAAGCAAAUCGUUUAUUAGCGCCGCGGCAGCUGCAAUUAUUGCCUACAACAACAACAACAACAACAACAACAACAACAACAGCAGCAGCAACAACACUGAAACAUCGCCGCAUUGCAGCAGCAGUCACAACAACAAUAAUAACAACAGCAGCAGCAGCAGCAACAUCAACAGCAACAACAACGCUGGCAACAACAGCAACACAGCCAAUGGCAGCAGCAGCAGCAACAGUCGCCGACGCAGCGUUGUGAGCAGCGGCAGCAGCAGCGGCGGCGGCGGCAGCGGCGUUAUGAUGACGCGUCGCAGUCACAGCGUCGGUUUGGCCAACGGCGGCGUCGGCAGCGUUAACAAGCGUCAGCUGCGCAGCAGCAUCUGUCAGUUGGCGCAGCUGGGCAACUUGGAUUUGACCAAACGAACGCUGCGCACGCGCAAUGCGACCUCAGUUGCUAACAACAACGUCGCCGCCAGCCCCAGCAGCAGUAGCAGCAACAGCAACAACAACAAGAAGAACGAUAGCCCCAGCAGCAACAACAACAACAACAAUGGUAAAGUCAAUGGCAAAGCUAGUCACACUUUUAACAAGCCGGCAACGCCAACAACAACAUCGACGACGUCGGCGCAGGCAGCGAGCGCGCGUCGACUGCGACGCAGCAACGAAGAGCGCGAGCAGCGACGCAGCUUGCGACGCAGCACAUUGAGUGCCGGCAACAGCGAUAGCGGCAGCAGCGUCGGCAGCGGCAGCAGCAGCGGCAGCGGCAGCGGCAUCAGUCAGUUCAGCAAACCGACGCGUCUGCAAUCGUGCAGCGGCGGCAUUGCAGCUCGACCGCCGCCGUCGCCAAAGAAAUUGAAUGCCGUUAUACCGACCCUGGCGAUUGGAACGCGCGCCUACACGGCAGCGAUGGCAGCAGCAUCCGAUUUGACCAAGCGUUGGUCGCUGCGCAGCAGCAGCAGCAACACCAACACCAGCACCACCAACAACAACAACAACAGCAGCAGUGAAAUGGCAUCGCUUGUCACAGCCAUCAGCUGUUAUAGUGCUCGCAGUCGAACAGCGGCAGCGGCAGCAGCUGCGCAGCCGCGCCGACGCUGAGAGCAGCGAGAGCGAAAAGAGAGAGAGAGAGCGCCAACCAAGAUACGAGGGCUGGAGAGUUGUCGUUUUUUUGGGGCGAUUCAAAAUUUCAAGUACAAAUUGCUAAACAAAAACAAAAAGAAGAAAUCAAAUAGUUUAGAUGAAAGUGCGAAGUGAGAACAAAACAAUGAUUGGUUCAAACUAUUGUUAUUGUAUUUGUAACAAACAACAAAAAAAAAAACCAAAA